AUGUAUGAACAAUUUAGUUUUGCUCGUGCUUUGACAUCUUCUUCUGCUAUUCCAAUGUUGUGGUUGUCACUUGCAUCUUCAACAAAAGUAUUCAACAAAGAUAUAAAAGUUUUUACAUUCGAAAUGGAAUCAAAAGGAACCAAAAGAUUAUGGAAGAAGCAAUUUGCUCAGAUUCUUCAAUUACCACCUGAGGGUCCAUUUGAAGUUUUUUCCUUGGAUCAGAUGCUUCAAAUGUUUAAUGAAGGGGAUAUAAUCCUCCACUUUUGGUUAUUAGCAGUUUUAAUAAGUUCGGUCUUCCUAUUAAGUGAAAUUUCUUCUUUAGGGUCACUAUUCGAUGUUUGA
Lactuca saligna is the source of this 342-nucleotide messenger RNA. The record is from the annotation of a GenBank genome assembly. NCBI's taxonomy places the organism in Eukaryota, Viridiplantae, Streptophyta, Magnoliopsida, Asterales, Asteraceae.